AUGCAUUAUGCAGUCAACGCAUGUUUGUUCCCUCUGUGUGCCGCACAUGGCCUGGCUAUCACCACGGUAGAGGGAGUAGGGAACCCGGCUACUGGAUUACACUCCGUGCAGCAACGUCUUGUAGAAUCACAUGGUCUUCAGUGUGGCUUCUGUACACCUGGUUUUGUUAUGUCGGCAUUCGCACUGCUGAGAAACAAUCCUAACCCAACCCGGAAACAAGUGGAACGCGCAAUUGAAGGAAACCUUUGCAGAUGUACUGGAUAUCGCCCUAUUUUGGACGCCCUUCUUACAUUUAGUCAGGAUGGUUGCCCAAUGGGAAACGCAUGCUGUAAGAAUUCUUCCGAAAGCAAGAACAAAGAGGAGAAGAACCAGGUUGCAGAAGCCAGUCUCGAUGGUAAACAGGUCUCGAUCUUUCCUCCGGAACUCAAGCUCCACGAUGACUAUUUCAAUAAAGAAGUACAGUUUACAGACGGUGAAUAUACGUGGUAUAGACCAGUCAACCUGCAACAGAUACUCGUGCUGAAGCAGAAACACCCGCGUGCACCAAUUAUAAUGGGGAACACAACAACAGCCCGUCCCCUGGCAGAAGGUGUUUUUGAUGAUGAAAAGAUACUACUUUAUGGAGGAAGUAUUCCCGAAAUGAAAGACUUUUCUGUAACGAAAGACGACUUGAUUGCUGGUGGAGCAUGCACUGUAUCAGAACUGGCAGACCAUCUGGAAACUGUAGCAAGUCAACUAACGGGUGAACAAACAAGACAUAUAACGGUUCUUCUAGAAAUGGUGUCCAGAUAUGGGUCUGAACAAAUCAGGAAUGUUUCGACUUUGGCCGGAAGUUUGAUGUGUGGACGUUCAGACUCUGAUAUAAAAACGUUAUUCAAAGUUCUUGGCACUAACGUUAGAGUUGCUUCAACCAAGAGAUCGAGAAUUGUACCAUUAACUGAUCUAAAAAUCGCAAACAAUGAAGUAAUUACUGCUAUACAUGUGCCGCUUGCUUCCAAAAAUGAAUUCAGCGCUUUCUACAAACAGUCAGAGAGAAGGUCCUUCUCUCUCGCAAUCGUCAACGCUGGAAUGUUUGCCAAGGUAGAUACAGAGGAAAAGAUCAAAAGCCUGAGGUUGUGCUACGGCGGUAUCUUCAAAGAAGAAUAUUUGAUAGAUAAAGUGUCAAAGGUGACAGCAGGAAGGUCUUGGGAUGACGCUUUAUUACACGAUGUUCUGGCUACAAUAACUGACAUACUGAGCGACGACAAUGGUCACAAAGUAGACAGCUACAAGUUAUCUGUCGCUUCCGGCCUUUGGUUUAAAUUUUUCAACAAAAUACAAGCAGAACUAAAGCUUUGUGAACGUGACGAAGGUUUGGUACGCCCAGUGUCACUACCUCCUUAUAGUAGCAGGCAAGUGUUUGAUGCUUGUACAGAUGAUGGGCAAAGUGACGAGGAUGCAUUAGGACGAACUGUUCCGAACGUUCAUUCUGAGGCCGCUGUAUCAGGGGAGGCUAUCUAUGUUGACGACCUUCCUCGUCACCAAAAUGAGCUGUUUGUUGCCCUUGUCAUCAGCAGUGUAGCCCACGCAAAAAUUCUAAAUGUUGACGCAAGUAAAGCUUUGAACCUUCAAGGUGUGCACGGAUAUAUAGACCACAGAGAUAUUCCAGGAAGAAAUGGAUUCGGAGUACUUGUUCCAGAUCAAGAGCUUUUUUGCUCUGGGGAGGUAUUAGCAUUUGGCCAGCCCAUCGGUGGUAUCAUUGCAGAAAGCCGUGAAGUAGCACAAAGGGCAGCUGCCAUGGUAACAGUUGAAUAUGAGGAGAUGAAGCCAAUCUUAACUAUACAGGAUGCUAUAGAGAACAAUUCUUUCUACGGAAAGCCACAUCAUUUGGUAGAUGGUGAUGUAGAUCGCGGGUUGGCUGAAUCUGAGCACGUGAUUACAGGAGAAUACCAAACAGGACUUCAAGAACAUUUCUACCUAGAACCUUUUGCAGCACUGGCAUUACCUAAAGAAAACCAGGAGAUGGAGAUAAAUUGCACCACUCAAAAUCUCAAAGGAAUGCAAGCUGAAGUAGCUGAACUAUUGAAAAUUGCGCAACACAAAGUCACAUGCAAAGUGAAACGCCUUGGUGGCGGCUUUGGUGGAAAGGAAGCUCAAGUUAUGUCAGUAACGGGAGCUGCUGCACUUGCUGCGCUAAAAACGAAACGACCUGUCCGAUGUGUGCUGCCGAGAGCAACGGAUAUGAUUGUCACAGGAAAGAGACACCCCUUUCUCGGGAAAUAUAAGGUUGGCUUCAACAAAAAUGGAAAAAUCACAGCAUUAGAUCUGAAAUUAUACAGCAAUAGCGGAUAUUCUUUGGAUAUGUCUGGUUUGAUAAUGGAUGUCGCUUUAAAAUCAUUUGACUCGGGGUACAGGGUCAAAGACAUUCAGGUUGAGGGAUAUUUAUGCAAAACAAACACGCCUUCUAACACAGCUUUUCGCGGAUUUGGACAUCCACAGGCCGUGCUCGUUAUGGAAGAUAUCAUAUUUCAGAUCGCUACGACACUAAAUCUUAAUUCACAGAAGGUUCGGGAGGUCAACCUCUAUCAAGAAGGGGAAGUGACACCGUAUGGAACAAAACUUGUGAAAUGCACAUUACCAGAGCUUUGGAAGAACUGUAAAUCUAACAGUAAUUUUGAAAGUCGCCUAAAAGACAUUGAUGACUUUAACAGGGACAGUAAAUGGAAGAAAAGAGGAAUCUCCAUGACGGCAUCAAAAUAUGGCAUUGGCUUUGGCACUGUUUUUAUGUACCAGGGGGCUGCACUGGUUAAUAUAUACACAGACGGAUCAGUACUUGUCGCCCACGGAGGGAUUGAGAUGGGUCAAGGUCUCAACACGAAGUUGAUACAGGUUGCUUCAAGCGUUCUUGGUAUACCAAAGGAAAAGAUCCAUACAGUUGAAAACAGUACACGGGAGAUCCCAAACGCUAUAGUUACCGCAGGUAGCAUGGGCACAGAUCUUUAUGGUCCAGCUGUCAAGGACGCCUGUGAAACACUUAACAAACGACUAAAUCCUUUAAAGGAUGCAAUGCCAGGAGUUCCAUGGGAGAAACUGAUAUUUACAGCCUUUUUCAAGCGUAUACAGCUCUCGGCUACAGGAUUCUAUUGUCCACAGAAAGAAGGAGAUUUUGAUAUUGUAAAGAAAAAUGGAUCUCCUUUCGAUUAUUUCACUUACGGAGUGGCUUGCACGGAGGUGGAAAUUGAUGUCUUAACUGGGGAAUGCCAGGUAUUACAAACAGAUUUACAUCUUGAUAUUGGUAAGAGUUUGAAUCCUGCACUAGACAUAGGCCAGAUUGAAGGAGCGUUUGUCCAGGGACUGGGAAUGGUCACUUCAGAAAGCAUGGAGAUAGAUGAGAAAGGCCGCAUUAACAACUGUAGCCCUCUGAGCUACAAAAUACCAAAUGUUAAAAGUAUUCCGCGGAAACUGGCGGUGAACUUGAUUAAAAAUCACGAUAUUGUGACCAAUAUCUAUUCGUCAAAGUCUGCUGGAGAGCCGCCAUAUAUUUUAUCCCUGUCGGUCAUUACUGCAAUUAAAGAAGCAAUACUUGCUGCACGUGCUCAGAUUGGCAAGAUCGGAUACUUCCGGCUUGACUCACCAGCUACUGUGCAAAGGAUACAGGAAGCGUGUGGACAGCAAAUCAAAGUUUAACAUUUGGGAUAAAAAACUGCUUAUGAGUAACAAAUGCAUGUAAUCAGAAUAUUCAAGUUUGACGUUUCAGAAGAAAAUGAGAUCUUCUUUAGAAUUUGAAUGUAUUCAUAAUGUGCUAGAAACAGAUAUGAUGAACAGGGACUAAAGCGAUUCCUUUUUAUAUAUAUAUUGCGAAUGUAGUAUUUAUAGAAAAUAAAUGGUCUCUGACCAUUCGUAAGAUCAAAUCAACAUUUUUUAAUUCGUAUCUUAUAAUAAUGAUAUACUUUAUUAGUUUGAUGUACGUUCAUUGUGUUACCCUAACGCCGUUUCGUGAACCUAUCUUGCUGUUGCGUAUAAACAAUAUUUGUGCCCUUUUCGCCAGAUUGCACUUGCAAGCUGGCCUGGCGUCAUUCACAAAAAACAUUGACAAAAUGACGUCGUUCGAACACAUGUUUUAAUAUGUGACGUCAAAAAAACCCCAUAGAAUUAUAGCUCAAACUAACUUUUCUGACGGUGAAAGUGAUCCGGCGCAAAAUACUUUUUUUCCUUGAUUUUAGAUGUUUUAAAUAAAAUCAGGAAAGGAACUGUAUCUUUAUCGCAAGGCGCAUUAAAAUUAAAAGUGGGUAGGUCUUUUGGUUCUUCUUUUUAUAUGCUGAAAAGAUCGAUAUCUUUUUAUAUAUUUUUUUUCAAUUUUCGGAAGCCAUUAAAUGAAAACCACUUACUGCUGUGGCCAGCUUCUGUAUAAAUGUAAAUAUAGGAAAUUAAUGUCAUUUUGUUGCGUUUACUUCGGUAUAAACCACUUCUUCAAACCAUUCGAAAAACGCUUGCACGGUGAUUUAAAAAACGAUGCAUAUUUAAUGGUCAGGCCUGAAACAGUUGGCACAAUGAGUGUGCGAUGACGAGACAGUUAGGGGAUUUCAUAACGAUUGGCCGUUAAAACAUCUGACUCUAGUGGCAGACAGGUUUGAUUGUUACAUUUUUUUUAAUUUUUAUUUCAGUCUCAUUCAUGUACGGAGUAUACAACAUAAAAGAGAAGCAUGACAGAUAAAAUAUACAUGACCAUUCAUUAACUGAAUUAUAAGAGACUUACACAUACAUUAAAAAGAUAAAAAUAAAAGCUACAAAACUGA
Molecule: messenger RNA, 4775 nt
Organism: Mercenaria mercenaria
Lineage: Eukaryota; Metazoa; Mollusca; Bivalvia; Venerida; Veneridae
Product: xanthine dehydrogenase/oxidase-like
Exons: 32
Coding region: 1-3666 (1221 amino acids)
Molecular function (GO): oxidoreductase activity; iron ion binding; FAD binding
Source: RefSeq, a predicted model, not a curated record